Hermetia illucens (black soldier fly) is the source of this 2567-nucleotide messenger RNA. It is a transcript of the gene cta, whose product is annotated as guanine nucleotide-binding protein subunit alpha homolog. Gene Ontology annotation, biological process: Rho protein signal transduction; adenylate cyclase-modulating G protein-coupled receptor signaling pathway. The transcript has 6 exons. Bases 687 to 1925 code for a protein of 412 amino acids. Gene Ontology annotation, molecular function: D5 dopamine receptor binding; guanyl nucleotide binding; GTPase activity. The record is from RefSeq and is a predicted model, not a curated record. NCBI's taxonomy places the organism in Eukaryota, Metazoa, Arthropoda, Insecta, Diptera, Stratiomyidae. Gene Ontology annotation, cellular component: heterotrimeric G-protein complex; brush border membrane.
CACACACAGUCGCGAGAGAAAACUCAAACUUUUGACGGGAGUGUUUUCGUCGUCGGCCGCGUUUACGUCUGUUUGAGGACAAGCAAAGGAAAAGUGACGUGAAAUUGCAAAUUCCUCGUAGCACCUUGAGAUCCUUCGACGACUUGGUCUGCGAGUUUGGUGCGAAUAGGGUGGUGUUGGCACCUCUUUCCCCAUUUAACAGAGCAAUUAUUUGUUUUUGUGUUUUGGUUGACGAUUGGGUUUGAAUGGUGUCUGUCUCUGUGCUAAUGUCCGUCGUCUCGGGAACGCCAAGAAAAAUGUGAAGUGCUGCGAAGAUUGUGCCUUGCCACUUACGAGUUCCAGGCAAACAUUGCGAGUUGGCCGAUAUUCCCGUCGCAAUUAUGCCCCUUUGUGUGUGAAGUGAAGAUGGCCUGAAAGUGUCAAAAUCGGCAAUUGAAUGGUGAUUUUGAUAGCCUUUCUCUCUCUUGGUGGAAUACAGGUGUUCGAAUUCUUGUUUUGCUGUGAAACGGCGCUAGCAGGGCGUUUUGGGUGGAUCGCGAAGUAACCAAGUGCGUGCGGUAGUUAUACGUGCAGUGGUCGCUGGUCUCGCUAGACUGCGAAAGUCUGGAAGUUAGCAGUUUGGUAUCAGCGGCAUCAAGGUGGAGGAUACAUUGAAAGCAACACCGGCCAAAUUGCCCCUGGACGUGAUGGCGAGCGGUACGGGUCGCACUGUGACAAGUGCUCCCGGAGCUGCUGUCGCGAACAUGGGAGCAGGCAACGGAGGCACCGGUGGAGGACUUGGGGCCUCGCGAAGUCGGAGGUCACGGUUCUCCUGCUCGCGCUGGUGCACUGACAUAUUCAAUUACUUGCUAAGGAUGCGGUUCACCCCAGAGGAAUUAGAACAACGGUACAAGUCACGCGAAAUUGAUAAGUUUUUGGAGAAGGAGCGGCACGCUAGGACUCGACAAGUCAAACUUUUACUGCUGGGCGCUGGAGAAUCUGGAAAAUCGACAUUCUUGAAACAGAUGCGAAUAAUCCAUGGCGUUAAAUUCGAACCGGAAUUGAUACGCGAGUAUCAGUAUAUCAUCUAUCAAAAUAUCAUCAAAGGUAUGCAGGUGCUAGUCGACGCACGUGAGAAACUUGACAUUCCUUGGGGUAAUCCAAAUAACGAAUGUGAAGCAACACAAGCCAAAACGUUUCAUAGUACUCAUGGUAUUAGUACCGAUAUGUUUUUAGAAUAUGCACCUGUCAUUAGUAAACUAUGGCAGGAUAGUGGAAUACGAAGAGCAUACGAGAGGCGGAGAGAGUUUCAAAUUAGUGAUUCUGUCAGUUAUUUUUUCGAUGAUUUAGAUCGAAUAGCACGACUUGAUUUUGUACCAACACAGAAAGAUAUUUUACAUUGUCGUAAAGCAACCAAAGGCGCAUAUGAAUUUACAAUAAAAAUCCAGAACAUUCCUUUCGUAUUCAUCGAUGUCGGUGGACAAAGAACGCAACGACAGAAAUGGACAAAAUGUUUUGAUUGUUCAGUAACAUCGAUAUUAUUUUUAGUCUCUACAUCGGAAUUUGAUCAAGUUCUAGCUGAGGACAGGAAAACAAAUCGACUAGAAGAAUCGAAAAACAUAUUCGAUACAAUUGUGAAUAAUCGAACAUUUCAAGCAAUCUCAAUAAUAUUAUUUCUAAAUAAAAUUGAUUUAUUAGCACAAAAGGUGCGCAAUCCUGAGACUGAUAUACGUUGGUACUAUCCACAAUUUACUGGUAAUCCGCAUAAACUUUUAGAUGUACAAAAAUUCAUUUUAGAAAUGUUUAUAAAAGUUCGUAAAAAUACUCACACUGCCAUUUAUUAUCAUUAUACCAAUGCUGUCGAUACACAAAAUAUAAAAAUUGUCUUUAAUUCCGUCAAGGAUACAAUAUUCCAUAGAAAUCUUUCGGAUCAUUGCUUACAUUAGAUGAAAUCAUGAAAAUGAGAAAAAAAUGAACAAAAUAGAGUUGAGAUUCAAAAUGAAAAAUAGAAGUGAAAACGAUAAAUGCUUUAUACAAAUACAAUGUACACAUAGACAGAUAACAAGCAGACAGUCAUAUAGACAGACGAUUUUUUGUAAAAUUUAUACAUAGGAUAAUAGAGCGAAAAUAUGUGCGAAGAACGCGAUCGGUAUACAUGGAGGAUCAAAUGUGGUUAUUUUUUACAUAAGAUUUAAUUUAUAUAAACAUAUAUAUUUGAGAUGUAUCGAAAUUGAUGAAGAAGAAGAAGAAGGCGAAGUUAUUCAGAUGGAUAUACAAAAGGAAAUAUCACUCACGUGCAUAAAAUUCAAUACCACCAUAUUUGACACACAUAUACAUACUCGUUAUGUCAUUCUGUUUAGUAUCAUUGCUCCUUUCUUGUUUUUCCCUUCUAAUGUUUAUUUUUUAAUUUUAAUUUAAACAAACUACAGAAGUUAGGAGAUAAAGUUAUAAAAUAUUUAUUUAUAAAUAAAACGAACCAAAAAAUGCUAUUAAUUUAGAUAUAAUACACUAUUACAAUGUAAAGAGGAGGCAAGUGGAAUGAUAGCAACAACAGAGCAUUUAUAUUAUAUGCAUUGAGAAAUGUGAAA